Antrostomus carolinensis (chuck-will's-widow) is the source of this 1536-nucleotide messenger RNA. It is a transcript of the gene KCNG4, whose product is annotated as potassium voltage-gated channel modifier subfamily G member 4. Gene Ontology annotation, cellular component: voltage-gated potassium channel complex; membrane. The coding region runs from base 1 to 1536 and encodes 511 amino acids. NCBI's taxonomy places the organism in Eukaryota, Metazoa, Chordata, Aves, Caprimulgiformes, Caprimulgidae. Gene Ontology annotation, biological process: protein homooligomerization; action potential; potassium ion transmembrane transport. Gene Ontology annotation, molecular function: delayed rectifier potassium channel activity. The record is from RefSeq and is a predicted model, not a curated record. The transcript has 2 exons.
AUGCCUAUUCUCUCCGGAGGCAGUGACCAAGACUAUAGUAACAUUAGCUACACUUCUUGUAAUUCCUUGAGCCGCUUCUUUCCUGUCUCCGUUGAAACUCCUUCUGUCAAAGGGGUCCAUUACCAAAGAGCCAGGAGGAUUUACCAUCCUGAUCAAGUCUCUGCAGUUGAUCUAAAAACAGAGAUCAUGAUAAAUGUUGGAGGCAUCAAGUACCUGCUACCUUGGAGUACUUUAGAUGAAUUCCCCCUGACUAGACUGAGCAAACUUAAGUUUUGCAGCAGCUAUGAAGAAAUAAUUCAGCUAUGUGAUGAUUACGAUGAAGACACCCAUGAGUUCUUCUUUGACAGGAAUCCCAAUGUUUUUGGAAUGAUUGUCAGCUUUCUAGCAGCAGGGAAGCUGAUGCUCUUAAGAGACAUGUGUGCCUUGUCUUUUCAGGAGGAGCUGAGAUACUGGGGGAUUGAGGAAUCCAACCUGGAGAACUGCUGCUUUCGAAAACUAUUUCAAAGACUGCAAGAGUUGGCUGAGCUACGCAAAGAAGAGGAGCUCCGGAGGAGCAAAGAAGCUACAUGUGUCUUGGAUGAUAAAACUAAAUUUGGACAGUUUAUGAACAGACUCAGAGAUAUGGUAGAAAAUCCCCAGUCAGGACUCCCAGGCAAAGUCUUUGCUUGUCUCUCCAUUCUUUUUGUGGCCACCACAGCUAUAAGCCUUUGUGUUAGCACAAUGCCAGACUUAAGAGCUGAAGAAGACAGGGGCGAGUGUUCCCAGAAGUGCUAUUACAUCUUCGUCAUAGAGACCAUCUGUGUGGCUUGGUUCUCCCUGGAGUUCUGCCUCCGAUUCAUUCAGGCAAGGAGCAAGUGUCAGUUCUUCAAAGGACCCCUAAACAUCAUUGACUUCGUGGCUAUUUCACCCUAUUACGUUUCCCUCAUCUUCUCAGAGGAUGACUCAAAUGAGGAGGAUGACAGGCCAAGCAGCAACACAUAUUUGGAGAAGGUUGGUUUGGUGCUACGGGUUUUACGUGCCUUGAGGAUCUUGUACGUAAUGCGCCUUGCCCGACACUCUUUGGGCUUGCAGACUUUGGGCCUCACAGUUCGGAAGUGCACACGGGAGUUUGGCCUGCUUUUACUCUUCUUAUGCGUGGCUGUCACUCUGUUUUCUCCUUUGGUCUAUCUCGCCGAGAAUGAAUCUGGGAAGGUGCUUGAAUUUACAAGCAUACCUGCUUCUUACUGGUGGGCUAUCAUUUCAAUGACCACUGUGGGGUAUGGAGAUAUGGUACCACGGAGUGUCCCAGGCCAGAUGGUGGCUCUAAGCAGCAUCCUCAGUGGGAUUCUCAUCAUGUCUUUUCCUGCAACAUCAAUAUUCCACACUUUCUCCCAUUCCUACUCGGAGUUGAGAAAAGAACAUGAACGACUGCAGUCUCGGCUACAUGGAGUAAAAAAUGCCAAUCACUCUGGUGAAAGUGACACCUUCAAUGAGACAGACAGCUUGAUUCUGGAGGAUCAAGCAUCACCAAUCAAAUACAUUUACAGAGGGAACUAA